Molecule: messenger RNA, 2038 nt
Organism: Conger conger (European conger)
Lineage: Eukaryota; Metazoa; Chordata; Actinopteri; Anguilliformes; Congridae
Exons: 4
Coding region: 494-1444 (316 amino acids)
Source: RefSeq, a predicted model, not a curated record
AAAUGAUUUCCGAUUCAGUGAGUUAUUCAAGACAGUGCCAAGUGAAUAAACUGGACUUUAGUGACAGUGGGUUUAAUGUUUAAUUUAAUUGCCUGAAUAGAUGGAUCACGGCUUUUGGCUUUCAAUAGUUGGCAAUAGUAGUGAGCAUGAGAGACACUUUCGUGGCACAAUAGUCAAAGAUCGCUAGCAUAACGCCACAGACGGUUCCCGUGCCUUGGCUCUGAGGGACAGGGAUGAUGGUGGCACUUGUUCCGACUUCUGGACCAAUCCAUUCUGCGUCUAGUGUAUAAUACAGUGAGUAGUAUAACAUGCUGCUCUUACACGAGAUAAUACAGGAGAACAGUUUGGUAAACAUAUUGAUGCAUGAAACAUGAGAAGACCGGUGAGGGACUGUCGAUCGCCUGUGUCGUGCACGUAACAAUAUUCGGAGUCUUUUCCCUGCGGGAGCCGAGCAGAAGACGCAGCUGACAACUUGCGGGACUCGGAAGUGUGAAUGACUGACACAGAAGAUCUACCACGGGGGAAGCGCUCCAGAAGCUCUGCGUGGUUCAUCAGGAAGUGGAAGAGGCUAGUUUCUGCGCUGAUUCGGCACCAGUUUGGAUCGGUUUCCAUUCUGAUCCAAGCUUGUGCCUCCCUCCUGGCUUUGCUAGCCUACUCCCAGAGCAACAAGCUUUACAGCUUUGUCACCCACAUCUUCAUCUCACAGUACCGCUUCCCCUAUGUGGUACCCCUGGCAUUCGCACAGGUGGUGCUGACGCUGGCUGCCAUGGCCGCCCUGCAUGCCCUUGGCUUCAUCACGCUGCAGCCAUACUCCCUGCAGCUGGGCGAGCAGCUGCUCGUGCCUUCGAUCUGUGACAGUAUUCAGGGAGUGCUGGCCCUGUGGGCAGUCACCUCACCUUCCGGGCUCUUCCCUCUAACUUCGCGUCUGCUGCCCCUCGCUUGUGUGGCCUGGACCCACGCACUUGACCUUCAUACACGGCGGCCCUCCGUCCAGAACACCCUUCUACUGGCAGCUGUUACAUUCACGUCAAUGACAAUGACAGGCGCACAGAAUGUCCUGUGGACUGACCCCAUAGUGAGACUCUACGCCCCGCUUAGCCUCUGCCUGCACAGCCUCUCUCUCUGCUGGGUGGCCAAGGUGGGGAAGUCAGCGAGGAGGCGACAGGGGGGCCACUCCACCUCCCUGAACCUCUACUACUGCCUGAACGUUAACCGAAGCCUGGUGCUGGGCUUCCUGUGCCUGCUGCACCCGGACUCCCCUCGAGUGCUGAGCGAGGGCUGCUGGCACAGCCUGCUCUUCCUGGGGUACCUGCUGGCCAUGCUGCUGCUGGGGAUUCUCCACCACCUCCUGCUGGCCGUCGCUGCUCUCUACGGCUCCCCGCUGGCUGCGGGGCUCAUGCACACGACGCACGACGUGGUUCAGCCCUUCAUCGGCCUGCUGUAGCCUCAGGGUGGACGGCGGUCGUGUCUGGUGGCGUCCUGUUCCUCAAAACUCCACACGGAUUCACUAUUCUCUAUCGCGCGCAGGCAUAGUGAAUGGAAUAAGCUAUGAAGAUCACUGCAAAUGAAGAUUUCUUUCAUUGUUCGUGCCUCUGAGCAUGGAUGUAUUCGUAGUGUGUCCAAACACAAAAUGGAGACGUGCAGUCUGCUCAAGAAUUUUAACUGUGGUAGACCACUGAAGAAGGUCUAAAUUUGCCGGACCGUCCUAAUCUCAUCACACACCAGAACCAUUUUCUGGUUAGUGAGACCCAGGAAACCCACAUUUAUGACCUUUGCAUGAAGUAUACUCUGCUGCAAGCACUGCACACCUCAGCUGGAAGACCAGACAUUGGAUUUGCAAAGACAUGGGGUGACAGGAUAGGAAUUUGGAAUUGGGAGUAAUAGGAAACAUCUGAAUUUUAAAUAAAAUUGGUUAAAAGAGGUCAAGUGCCAGUCCGACAAUGGCAUACGGCUGGGAUAAAUGUACUUUGCUAUGAGAUUUGUACGUCUGCAUGUACGUAUGCUCCCGGCACUCAUUCCUGGUCUCUACCUGUACUUC